This is a messenger RNA of Eriocheir sinensis (Chinese mitten crab), 1474 nucleotides long. Its product is annotated as serine/threonine/tyrosine-interacting protein B-like. Gene Ontology annotation, biological process: regulation of ERK1 and ERK2 cascade; negative regulation of SCF-dependent proteasomal ubiquitin-dependent catabolic process; negative regulation of protein binding. NCBI's taxonomy places the organism in Eukaryota, Metazoa, Arthropoda, Malacostraca, Decapoda, Varunidae. The record is from RefSeq and is a predicted model, not a curated record. Gene Ontology annotation, molecular function: F-box domain binding; protein tyrosine/serine/threonine phosphatase activity. The transcript has 5 exons. The coding region runs from base 159 to 857 and encodes 232 amino acids. Gene Ontology annotation, cellular component: cytoplasm; nucleoplasm.
UGGGGGGCUCGGGCUGGUGCGGCGGGCGGCUGUCAGUCCGGCCAUCAGGCUCUUGGUGGCCCCGGGGAGGUGUUGCUCGCAGCGGUGGUUGGCGCCCUCGUGAGCCGCCUGCCCCACCUGGCCUCGCCGCCUGCCUACCUGCAUUACCUCUUCCCCUCAUGACCCUCGCUUCCUCCUGCUACUUCCUUGGCCCCCGUUGUCGAAUUAGCGAUGUUGUGGGGUUUGGGAGAGGUGGGAGGCAGCUCAUCAAUGUGAAUAUGGAAGUAGAUUGGCAGUAUCCUAUGAGGCGGGAGAUGCAAGAAAUUCUGCCUGGUCUUUAUCUUGGCCCAUACAGUGCUGCUACAAAAUCCAGAUUCAAUACACUACUGGAUCACGGAAUUACACACAUCAUUUGCAUCAGACAAAGUAUAGAGUCACACAUGGUCAGAGCAAAUUUUCCUGACAAAAUAAAGUACCUGAUUCUUGACAUGGCAGAUAAUUUGACACAGAAUCUCAUAUCACAUGUAGCAGAAUGCAGAACCUUCAUUGAUGAAUGUUUAGCAUCUGGAGGGAAGUGUCUAGUCCAUGGAAAUCUGGGCAUUUCCCGAAGUGCAGCUCUAGUUGUUGCUUAUGUAAUGGAGAAGCGGACGCUUUCUUAUAGGGAAGCAUUAGAAUUUGUCCAGAAUAGAAGAUACUGCAUAAACCCUAAUGAUGGAUUUAAGCAGCAGCUAAUGGAAUAUGAAGCCAUAUACAAAGCCCAACAGACUCUGCUAAAUGGACAGUGCUCCCAAGAGAAAGGAAAACUAAAAAGAAAACAUGAUCAGACUUUUGAUGACUUUGAUCAGGACUCCUCAGAACCAAUGGAGUCUGUAAGCUGAUGACUGGGAAACCUUACAAAAGUGAGGUUGUUUUGAAAAUCUGGUCUUGUGAUAACUGGAUUAUUGUUGAAACAGGCUGUUAUAUUAAUGGUCUACAUAAAGAGUUAGUUUUGUAAGAUUUUUAUUUUUUUAUAUUUCAAUGGAUGGAUGGAUUUCAAUACUGUAGUAUUUAUAUUAAUUGCUGAUUGAAUGUUGCAAAUUUUUACUUCUGUCCUGUAGGUAAAUAGUGGACUGACAAAUAUUUCUAUGCUUUUUAUAGAUUUUCAUUUAUACAAAAAAAAGUAUGAAUGAGAAUCCCACCAGUACUCAUUGGUCUUCCUGCUGCAUAUGAAUUGCAGCCUCUUCAGUAAUGGACACAAACGUACAUCAUCAUUUUGACAUAAUAGUAUACUAUACUUAAUACCAUUCACUUUCAUUAAUUGUUGUAUUUAUCAGUCAAAGACUGUUUAAGUAUUACUAUUUAUUUAUUAUUUUGUUUUCAAUCAUGAAAGUGUUACUCUUAAGAAAGGGAAAGUUCAAAUACAUCUGUAAGUUGCUCACCAUUUAAUGAUGAGUUUGCUAUCUUUAAAACAACCUGUUAUUUUACUUCAAAAGUUGUCAUAAAGUUAGUAUUAUCA